AUGAGGAACCCAGUCUUGUCGAUCCAGUUUGAUCUUGAGUCAGGUCAAACCAAAUGCAUUAUUUACUGGAGAAAUGAAGCUCAACUCACACUUGCAAAGUACCACAUUGUUAACCCUAACGAGGGACACCCUUUACCGGAUUCUCACAAAACGUUGGUUUUAACUUGUAUUGCCUAUUUUUUUGUCGUGGGCAUUUGGCAAUUCUUAUUACCGCGUGGACAAAUUCUUGUGUUUUCUAUUUCUUCUUGUUCUUUUGUACUAUCGAAAGAUGAGUGUGGGUUGGACAAGACUGGAAAAAUGCUAAAGAGAUUCUAUAUGAUCAAGAAAUAUAUGAAGUUAAAAUUAAAUUGGUCCGAGCCUGAUCACUGUAAGAAGGAACCUCAUCUCCUGAAGUUACAGGACUAUUUGCUGAAAUAUUUAGAGAGAGUUAAUACUCACAUGGGAUGGGAUGGGAUGGGGUGGGAUGUUACAUUUGAUGUUUUUCUACUAACUAGUGAGCUGAAGAACAUGUACAAAAAUGUUAUAUGCAUUCACGAUGACAUGUUCUAUCUUUGUGAGAGGAAAGAAGAAAUGCCGGAGCUUAACAAAUCAACAAACUCGAAAAUGUCACGUUUGAGUUUUCUAUCGCUUUCCAUUUUCUUGUCUGUGGCAGGACUGCAGAUAUGGCAUUUGAUGUCCUUCUUUGAGAAGAAGCUUCUUUAA
Olea europaea var. sylvestris is the source of this 702-nucleotide messenger RNA. Its product is annotated as transmembrane emp24 domain-containing protein p24delta9. The coding region runs from base 1 to 702 and encodes 233 amino acids. The transcript is spliced from 9 exons. NCBI's taxonomy places the organism in Eukaryota, Viridiplantae, Streptophyta, Magnoliopsida, Lamiales, Oleaceae. The record is from RefSeq and is a predicted model, not a curated record.